AUGACAAUGACUCUGAACCCAAACGAUUGUACCAAUUGUCGCUUUACGCGCUUUGGCAAUGUUUCGAUUCUGCUAAUCAAUCUCUUGAUACCCUGCUGGCUCAGUCAAAAGUGCAUCAAUACGUAUGCCAGUAUUAAUCGUAUUAUUCACAACGUUCGCUGCGGCACUGGAAAUAGAAAUCCGGAAUGGCUCAGCAAUAUUCUGCGAGAAUAUGUACUGCAAAUGGAGCAUUUGAAGCUGCGCUUUAGUUGCAACAAUUUCUUUGAUAUAAAUCUAAAGAGCUUUGGUGGCAUGGUGCUCACAAUAAUUACUUAUAGCAUUAUUCUGAUACAGUUUAAGCUAAAAGACUUGGUUGAGGCAAAGCCAAAGAGCUUGACGAAAGCUCAUUGAA
Molecule: messenger RNA, 391 nt
Organism: Drosophila navojoa
Lineage: Eukaryota; Metazoa; Arthropoda; Insecta; Diptera; Drosophilidae
Product: putative gustatory receptor 98b
Biological process (GO): sensory perception of taste
Cellular component (GO): membrane; dendrite; axon
Molecular function (GO): sweet taste receptor activity
Source: RefSeq, a predicted model, not a curated record